GUGCCCCGCGGUAUGAUGAAGUCGGCCAUGUCGUGGUAACGGCGAGCGGAGCUGCAGGAAGACGGAGAGGAAAAAAGGAGAGAAGAGUUGAGAGCACAGAGCGGAGGAGAGGGUUUCUGAGCGAGGGACGUACCUGCGCAGCCAGAGCGGUGUUUGUGAUCCGUAAUCGGAGCGUUGCUGCUGCGGUUGUUGUUGUAGAGUGAAGCGCGGCGGCAGGAUGAGCGGAGGCACUCCGUACAUCGGCAGUAAGAUCAGCCUGAUCUCCAAGGCCGAGAUCCGAUACGAGGGCGUCUUGUACACCAUCGACACCGAGAACUCCACCGUCGCCCUCGCUAAAGUCAAAUCCUUUGGCACCGAGGAUCGUCCUACAGACAGGCCGGUCGCUCCCCGAGAUGAUGUCUUUGAAUACAUCAUCUUUCGUGGGAGUGAUAUUAAGGACUUGACUGUUUGUGAGCCACCAAAGCCCAACUGCUCUUUGCCCCAGGACCCGGCUAUUGUACAGUCGUCUCUGGGCUCGUCUGCAACUCCUUCUUUCCAGCCAGUGGGCCCCUAUGCCUCUUUCACCCGGACACCUGUUCAUGCAUACAGCCAGUUCCCCAACCCCCUGAUGCCCCAGCCCAUCGGGAGCACUGUUGGCGCGGGAAGUUCAGGGUCCGCGUUCAGUAACGACACGAGCGUAACCGCCCCUCUGUCCCAGAGCACUGUCCCCUCGGACUCUGUCUCUCUGAACACGCGUGUGACCGAAGCUCGUGCCAGCCCGUCACUGGACCCCCUGCGGAAGAGCCCAACCCUUGAGCACCCAGCGCAACCCACGCCUCUAGCGCCCCCUGCUGCAACUGGCUCUGUGAGUCAGAGGAGUCCUGGAGGAGGUAGACCUGCUCUUGGCUCCCAAAAACAGCCUGCUGAGAGCCAGGAGCAGACCAGAGUGGCUGAUGCUGAGAAGGCUCCCCGACCAGAAUCGGACUUGGGCAAAACUGAGAACCGUGACGCCAGCAAACGCCAGCUGGGUGCCGGUGCUCCUAUAGUGCGAAGAGGUAGAGGAGGAGGCGGAGGAGGCAACAGCGGCAGUGGUGGUGGAAGCCAGCGUGGACGGGGCCGGUUUAACGUGCGCAGAGACGGAACAAUGAAGUUCGAGAAGGAUUUCGACUUUGAGAGCGCAAACGCCCAGUUCAACAAGGAGGAGAUCGACCGCGAGUUCCAGAGCAAGCUCAAAAUUAAAGAUGAGAAAGCCGUGAACGGAGAGGAUAAAGGCGACUCGGGCGUGGAGACGCAGAACAGCGAGGGCAACGUAGAUGAGGAAGAUCCACUGGGACCCAACUGCUACUACGACAAGUCCAAGUCUUUCUUCGACAACAUCUCCUGCGACGACUCCAGAAAAGAAAAAGAUGGAGGUGGCAGGGAGCGGAGGAAGACCUGGGCAGAGGAGAGGAGGAUGAAUGCUGAGACCUUUGGCAUCCCCAUGCGUCAUAACCGCGGUCGCGGGGGCUACCGGGGCAGAGGAGGCGGUAUGGGCUUCCGCGGGGGCCGGGGCCGUGGGGCCAGCCGAGGCUCUUUCGGACCCCCUCGCGGCGGUGGCAGCUCUGGCUUCAGGGGAGGGUUCAGAGGAGGCCGGGGUGGCAGAGAGUUCUCCGACUUUGAGUACCGGAAGGAGAACAAAGUGGCAGCGUAGAGACCGUAAAGGAUGACAGCGCCGGCCCCGUCAGACCGGAGCUCCACUUUUCCCUCCUGCCUCAUAGAGACUUGUCUGUUUAUCCAUCUGUCCCAAAACCUGGACUCACACCUCCUUUCUGCUAUCUCUCGCUUUUUUAGGGGAAAAAAAACAAAACCAAUUUGGAAGGCAAUCUUUUGAUCUUUUCUUUCAUAUGCCCACAGAGGGGAUGAGGACUUUGUGUACAAAAUCCGUAACUUUAGUGGAAUUAUUAUUAUUAUUAAUAUUAUUAUUAUUAUUAUUAUUCAGUAUUUUUGCAUCAACAUUGUAGUUCCUUUCUUACAAAAAACAAGAAAAGAAUUAAAGAAUUGUAUUUGAUAAUGUUCCUGUUAGGUGUACAAACGUAUGCAGACACCCGCUGAUACUGUGAGCCCCAUCAGUGAAAUAGCUUUAUUUUUAUUUGUUUUUUUUGUUUUCUUUCUCUAAUGUAUCUUAUAGAAGCACCAAAACUCUGUAUUAUACGUACAUAUAUAUCUUGUAGGGUCACAGUGAAAGCUUGUCAGCCCUUACCGUUCAGCCGCAAGUGCAGUAGACUGCUGUGUCGUAGGUUUCGAUGUGGGAGGGAACUCGCGCACUCGUUUCCACAGGAUCUGUGUGGAAGGUAGGUAGGCAUUUAUACAGGCAGUGCUUUAUUUUGUAGACGAAACUUUCUUUUUUUCUUUUGUAGUAAUUAUUUUCUAGUCCCCUGUAUGUUUUCUAGCUGUAUAGUGUGGUCCAGCCCUUUUGUAAGGUCUUAUUACAUGUGAGGUCAGACAACUCUUAUAUCUACCUGUAGCUCAUCUCGCGAGGCUGACCUUGGUUCAAAAUUAGCUCUUGAUUGAAUGUACUGAUAAUGCCAAUGCGAAUUUAUUAGUAGCACACAGGGAAGAGGAGGUGUUUUUGGUGUGAACUGUUUUGAUUUUCUCGUCCUUUAACGAACUAUUCCCAGCUAUCUUUUACAGUGCCAUCAUAGACAGGAAGCUUUUUUUCAGGACUGCUUUUUUUUUCCCCCCCUUUUUUUCUUUUUGUUCCUAUUUUUAUGAAACUGAAGAUGGGUGUGCACAUUUGCUUAAUUUUUCUUUGAUAACUGAGUGCCAGUGAUUAUUGCCUUUUGAUGUCGAUUAUGUAGAUGUCACUUUGUUAUAGUUCAAUAGGGCUCUUUGGUACCGGUGCACGUUCGCAGUCCGUCGCGGUCGCUCGCUUGAGGGUCGAGCCUUUAGAAUUGUAACAUUAAUUUAAAGACGAGACGCUCUUACAUUAUUUUUUUUGUCCUCUAGCCACAGUUUUAAUGCCAAGGUCUUCAGGGAUAGUCCAGCACACCCUUUAAGAUUGGAUUGCUUUCGAAAACGUAUUCAUUUGCACUUUAACGAUGAACGACGCCGCGGUAAGUCCAUUUUUAGGAAGUACCUAACUCAUCCCCUCGUUCUCUUCUCUUAGGCUGUCAGUUAGUAGCUGUAAAUGAACAGAUGCUCUGACGUGAAGCUAAUAGAUGAGUCGGUAAAGCCCACAGUGAGGAACCUUUUGUGCUAUUUGCGAGGUUUUAAAGGACUUAACUCUGAUGUGUAGUGUACGAUGGACUCAUGCAUUUUGGCCUGUAUGCAGGAAAAGAAUAGAAAAUUUGGCGCAAAACACAGUUAUACCAGAGUGAGCGCUUACACGUGAGUGGGUCAGCCGUUAUCUGAGCGCUCGGACAUUAUCAGUGGUAAUCGACCACAUGCUACAGAUGCUGCAGAUGGAGAUUAGGUUAAACAUGCUGGAGAAUUCCUCUUUCAUCUGCAGGGACACAGCUAUUGGUACAGGUUCUUCCUCUGCUUAUUCCGAUCACUUAGGCAGACCACAGAUCAGCACUCCCGAGACUUCCAGUCGGAUCACCAGGAUUCGCUUGACUAGAUUGAACCAAACUGGCCGCGGUCACAGACGUUGGGGUUCGGUCUGUCACAGCGCGACUCUUCUGCUUAAGAACCCACAGUGUGUGAUGAGUUAGCUGUGUUGCUGCCUCAGGUAGCGCGUUAGGGAUAGUUGUAUAUCAGCAGGUGGUCGCCCUCCUUGGGAAGUGAGUUUGAAUGAGUUUUUGGUUUUAAAUCCAUAAAACUGGGUUGGUCUGGUCAGUUCUUCUCUAAGCCAUGCUAUGAAUGACAGGCCGUGCUUUAUUGCUAUUUUUUUUUUUUCUUCUUUUCCCUGAAUGUCAGUGAAGCGUGUUCAGCUUCACUACCAGCGUUUGGGAAUUUGGAUCUGAACUGAUUUUUUUUUUUUUCUUUCUUUCUUUUUACAGAGGAAAAAACUAAAAAAUAAAAAAAAUAAAGGAUCUAAACAUUGGCUAAGUGACAAGGCAGAAAAUGAGAUGUUUCCGAAUGUUUCGCUUCGUUCCUUCUUGUUUUAAUAUCGAUGAGAUGCAGUGAGGUUCCGUGUUCCUGUUGUGGCUAAUUUAAUAGCGAUUACCUGUGUUGGCUAUAGUUUACUUCUUGUUGGCACUAAGUGACGAACCUUGCCUAGACGUCGCGUAUUGGUAGGCAGCUAGACGUUCAAAAUGAGCCGUUCUGAUUGGACGCUUUAGGGCUUGGAGCACAGCAUCGAUGGGAAAUGCCUUAACGAGCCACCUGAAAUCAUGAGUGAUGGGCUGUUUGUCAAAUGGCUCCCUGCUGCCCAGACAGUGCACUACAUAGGGCUUUUGAACCCUUUGAAGUGCACUAGGUCAGAUUUACUUUAUUUUUUGGACACAGCCUUGGUAGCACGUACUGCCCUGGGGAGGAAAUGUCCGGCAGCCCUGGACUGAUGCAAUAAUCUCAUUACUAUUAAGGACACCCCCUGUGCUCGUAUGAGAUUUCAGACUGUACAUAAAGUUUUCAUUUUGUAAAGGUGAUAAAGGAUUGUUUUCUCUCUCUAAGACUUCUGGAAGAAAUUUGAUUGGCGUUUGUUUUUCUGAAUAAAGCAAUUGUACAGCAUGGUGUACUUUCAGUGGCCAGAUUGAGGUUUUUAUUCAGACAUGAGAAAUAAAUAGUUGUUCAAAA
Messenger RNA from Colossoma macropomum (tambaqui), 4695 nucleotides. It is a transcript of the gene lsm14ab, whose product is annotated as LSM14A mRNA processing body assembly factor b. Gene Ontology annotation, molecular function: mRNA binding. Gene Ontology annotation, cellular component: P-body. The coding region runs from base 218 to 1669 and encodes 483 amino acids. NCBI's taxonomy places the organism in Eukaryota, Metazoa, Chordata, Actinopteri, Characiformes, Serrasalmidae. Gene Ontology annotation, biological process: cytoplasmic stress granule assembly; P-body assembly. The record is from RefSeq and is a predicted model, not a curated record. The transcript is spliced from 11 exons.